Molecule: messenger RNA, 2221 nt
Organism: Oncorhynchus gorbuscha (pink salmon)
Lineage: Eukaryota; Metazoa; Chordata; Actinopteri; Salmoniformes; Salmonidae
Product: cilia- and flagella-associated protein 20
Exons: 5
Coding region: 428-1177 (249 amino acids)
Biological process (GO): positive regulation of cell motility; cilium assembly; regulation of cilium beat frequency involved in ciliary motility
Cellular component (GO): ciliary basal body; motile cilium
Source: RefSeq, a predicted model, not a curated record
ACUACGAGCUGGCUCUAUGGAGUUUCCCAUCUCCUCGAAAGUGUCUCUGGUCCGGCUAAAGCGUUGUGUUUCCAUGGUAGCUGAUACGAGUCAACCAUGAUGUCCGCUGUGAAUAAGGGCGCCGCCUGACAUUUUAUAGCAACUCAACAACACAAAAGGGGAAAAGGCGAGCAAGUGCAUGGUUUAUAUUGCCGGUACAGAUGGUGGUGCCGGACGGCAAAAACUUUAGUAACAUUUCUGAAGGUACUUUUCAUAGAAGACGCGUAUGUUUUUGGUGCGUUUUGCGAGGCAGAAGGAAGCAGCAUUAUUGUGUGCCACACGGAACUUGGGAGUUGAAGCGUAAGCUAAAUUAAUUAGCUGAACUAAAGUAACGUUAGCAACAAGUAACAACACAUGCACAUGAGACGGCGUUAUAAACGCACAGAAAAUGUUUAAAAACACAUUUCAAAGUGGAUUCCUAUCUAUAUUGUAUAGCAUUGGGAGCAAACCUCUUCAGAUAUGGGAUAAAAAGGUCAGGAACGGCCACAUAAAACGGAUUACAGACAAUGACAUCCAGUCGCUGGUGCUUGAAGUGGAGGGAACAAAUGUCAGCACAACUUACAUCACAUGUCCUGCAGACCCAAAGAAGACACUUGGCAUCAAACUACCUUUCUUGGUUAUGAUCAUCAAGAACUUGAAGAAGUAUUUCACCUUUGAAGUCCAGGUGUUGGAUGACAAGAAUGUGAGGAGGCGGUUCCGGGCCAGUAACUACCAGAGCACCACGCGGGUAAAACCCUUCAUCUGUACCAUGCCCAUGAGGCUGGACGAUGGCUGGAACCAGAUCCAGUUCAACCUGUCUGACUUCACACGGCGGGCCUACGGCACCAACUACAUCGAGACACUCCGUGUGCAGAUCCAUGCAAACUGCCGCAUCCGGAGAGUGUACUUCUCUGACCGACUGUACUCCGAAGAUGAGCUCCCUGCAGAGUUCAAACUGUAUUUACCCGUACAGAACAAAGCAAAGGUGAGCACAAAUAAUGUCAAUUUCAAGAUACAUUUUACAUUUUGUCAUAAUGUAGGCCUACAGCCAAUGUUUCCUAAAAUAAAUUCCGUCACUGAGCUAAUUUUAGGUCUGCUGAGCACCAACUUGAGCGAAAAUUCUGUGUCACCUGUGGCGCGCGUUUACUGUGAACACUGAGGCCUGCUUAAGUUAGUUUGCUACUGUGGCUAUUUUAUUAUAAUGUGGGACUACCAGAGUGGCCUAUCAUCAAAAGCAAUGGAGAAAAUGCAUCCCAUAACAUUUUAACAUGGAACUAUUGAAAUAGUGAAUAAUAGUUCCAUGAUACAGCCUACAGUAGCAGUGUGAUGCUUAUUGGUUACCUACAGUAGCAGUGUGAUGCUUAUUGGUUACCUACAGUAGCAGUGUGAUGCUUAUUGGUUACCUACAGUAGCAGUGUGAUGCUUAUUGGUUACCUACAGUAGCAGUGUGAUGCUUAUUGGUUACCUACAGUAGCAGUGUGAUGCUUAUUGGUUCUUAUUUAUACAGCACUGCCCCUUCAAGACAUAAGAAAGCUUUUACCUGACUUGCUUUUCAAAGAUGGCUAGAAAUGUACACAUUGUGCUUUUGUUGGAAGCCAUCACUCCUCCAUUGCUGACUAGCUAUAACUGGGGAAAAAUAUCUUGCUUUGAUCCCAAAACAAGCACAUCUAUUCAUGACCGCUCGUGCCUGUCAAUUGCAAUCCAUCCGACGAUGCGCUCUGCCUAAAACUAAAUCUGACUGAGUCGUGCAUAGUUCAUUUUGUUUCCGUAUGUUGCAUUGAAAGGGGGCUAAUAUUAUGUUGACUCAAACACAGAGUGAAACGUUGACAGUGACGUUCAGUUCAAUCUCGCGUGUCUUCGCGGGCUGGUUAUUUCUUCUGGACUGCAUGUGGAGGGAACAUUGACCACAGUCUGCACCCCAAAUAGCACCAAAUUCCCUUUAUAGUGCACUACUUUUGACCAGGGUCCAUAUGCAGCUCAAAGAAUGAUCUGUUUAAGUACAAUAUGGAUUGCAGUUCUUGUAGCUAAUUGACAUUUUUGUCUUCUGUAUUUUUAUAGCAGUAGGGCAGCUGAAUCCAUUCUCCUCCUCCAUAUCUGCAGAUUGUCUGAAUUUAAUGUUUGUUUUUCAUAUUUUGGAACCAUGUGAUUGUUUCCUAAAUUCUUGUUUCUCUGCACAAUAAACAUUUAGCAUAAAAUCAGCAAA